Messenger RNA from Xenopus tropicalis (tropical clawed frog), 5723 nucleotides. It is a transcript of the gene spef2, whose product is annotated as sperm flagellar 2. Bases 129 to 5555 code for a protein of 1808 amino acids. The transcript is spliced from 37 exons. The record is from RefSeq and is a predicted model, not a curated record. NCBI's taxonomy places the organism in Eukaryota, Metazoa, Chordata, Amphibia, Anura, Pipidae.
UGGUAACCGCUGCAUAGCAACAGGUUGCCCUAGGAGACGGGACGCGACCAGGCAGCGCUGAACCGAAUUAAGGGCAGCGAAUCAGUGUUAUGGUACCGGGCGGCGGGGCUCGCUAAGGCUCGGUCAGCAUGUCGGACAUUAUCUGCCAGUGGCUUAAUGAGGACCUCAAACUCUCCAAGCGUGUGGAACCAAAGUAUUUAGCAAAGGAGUUUUCCAGUGGAUAUCUCAUUGGGGAAGUUCUGAACAAAUUUCAGCUACAAGAGGACUUUGAUCAGUUUUCUCAAACUAGAGUGGCCAACGGCAAGCUAAAUAACUUUACCCGCAUUGAACCAACGCUCCAGCUUUUGGGUGUUCCUUUUGACCAGAAUGUGGCUCAUAGUAUUAUGUCAGAACAGCACGGAGUGGCUACCCGGCUUCUGUAUCAGUUGUUCAUAGCAUUGCAGAAGAAAAAGAAGGCAGGAUUGACAGGAGUAGCCAUGGAGACAUUGAGACCAGCUGCUCCAGCAAAGCUUCAGAGCAUUGGAACUGAGAUGUACAGAGAGCGUUUGAAAACCAUAAUCCCCCGCCAAAGUGAAAUCAGCCUGCAGAGGGUGUCAGAACAAUUUGACCUGAAAGCAAAAGAAAUCGAAGACAAAGUUGCACAGAUUCAAAAUGAUGAACUUCGGAAAAUACAGAAAAUACAAGAAGAGCUAAGAAUUCAGGAUAUUGAAAAGCUGCGACGAGCUAGAAGGAGACAAACCGAAAUAAUGGCACGAAUUCAAGCAGCAAUUGUUCAGAUUCCAAAACCACCUCAAAACCGCACAUUGAAGGCCAUCGAAGCACAAAAGAUGCUGAAAAAGAAGAAAGAAGCUGAGGAAGUUUAUACAGAAAUCACAAAGUUUGAAAAAGGAGUGAAAGAUGGAUCUGUUGGAAGCUUGUCUGCUAAUACCAGGGGCCCAACACUCCAGAGAUUAAGGUCAUCAGUUAACAUUGGCACUGCUUUGCUAAAACUGGAUACUAAUGAUGAUUACGUAAGGAAAAUUCAGAAGCGAUUAGAGGAGGAUUCUGUAGCACGUGAGCAGCGCGAAAAGAGACGUCGGCGGAUUCUUAUGGAACAGCUUGUGGGUCAUGGGGCACAAGAGGAAGCUUUCCGGGAGGAACAACUGAUAAACCGAUUAAUGAGACAGUCCCAGCAAGAGCGGAGAAUUGCAGUUCAGCUUAUGCACGCGCGCCAUGAAAAGGAAGUUAUGCAACAGAACCGAAUGUUCCGGGAGAAGCAAUAUCAGGAGAGGCGCGAGAGGGAGUUCCAAGAAGCUCUUGACAGAGAAGCGGCGUUGCAGAAACAAGCGAUGCUCGACCACAAAGAAGAAAUACGCAAAGUGCAGGAGCUCCAUGACCAGAUAGCAGCGGAGCGUGCAGAGGCUCGCUAUAAAAAGCACUAUAACCUGUGCCAGGAAAUCAUGAAUCAGAUUUUAGACUUUGUUAUUAAAACAGGGGAAUACAGAGAGCUAACAAACAGACUUAUACCUGUUAAAUUGAUGCGGGAGUGGAAAGAACUAUUCUUCGCUGGUUACCCGCUUUACGACAAAGCACCUAUAGAUGCCCUCCCUUCCGACCCAACUGCAGAGCAGCUGCAAGAAACAGAAAAGCAGAGUCUGUUAGAUGAGAAGGAUUAUGAAGAAUACAAGACCAUGACAGGGGAAUGGGGCCCACCCGAAGCCAGCAGUGUUAAAGCACCUGCACCGAACAACAACAUAUUGGGCUAUGUGGUUCAUAGACUGUUGGAAAUUGUCAGCCCCCCAUUGGCACCCACACCGCCACCUGUGUUUCCCCCCUUCCCCAUCAAGGGUUGUGUUCUUGGGAAGAUUUACUCUGGGAAGAGCACGUGCCUGAAACAUCUGGCACAGGUGUAUAGCAUCCAAGUUCUCUCUGUGGACACCCUUCUGGAGGAAGCUAUUCAAGCAUUUAAUGACGGGGAACUGGAAAAGACCGAGGAUGUUCUGAGGCCCAUACAAGAAGGAGCAGAUAAAGAGAACAAGGUACCCAUAGACAGUCCUGCUCCUGUUACUAAUGGCGAAGAGAUACCUGUUGUGGGAAGUGGCAGCAAGCCUGCAUCUGCAGAAGCCCGUGAAUCAGAUAAAGAGUUAUCUCUACAUCAAAUAUUAAAGCCUGCAAUAGAAGAUACUGUGCCAAAGCUCUCUGCACGGGCACAGCUUGGUGGACUGGCAGAGACACAUUUAAAGAGUGGGAAGAGUGUCCCAGAUGAGCUGCUUAUCAGUAUACUUGUUGAAGCCAUCAAUCGCAUCCCAGCUAACACAGGGUGGAUCAUGGAGGGAUUCCCUAUGACGGAAACUCAGGCCACAUUAUUUGAAAAGGCUCUCACUGGCUCACACACUGAUUUGAAUGGAAUAAAGGGGAAUAAUAACAAGUUUGCCUCUUUAGUAACAGAUCCAGCAGCACCAAAGGAUCUCCCUGUGGCUCCAUCUGCUCUUGACUUUGCUGUGUUAAUAGAAAUAUCAGACAAUGAAGUGUUACAGCGCAUGUCUACAAUAAUCAGUGAAAUAGAUAAAUCUGGAGAGAAAAUUGAUAGUCCUCCCUGUAUUCAAACUACGAGAAUGGAAGCAGAUCAAACAAUGGACCAGAUACAGCACAGAAUUACAGGAUUUCUUGACCACUGGAAGAAUUUAGAAAUGUGGUUUUCAGAGCAGCAGAAUAUUCUAAUCAAAGUUAAUGGGGAAGUGGAAGUUGGCGUUCUGUGCAAGAGAAUAGAAGAAGUAUACUUGACAGCUCUCGUCAAUAAGCAAAACCGAGGCAAAAAAAACGAAAAGAAAGAAGAUCUCCCACCACCAGAAGUAGCCGCACCAACACCGCCACCGCCAUCUCCUCCUCCAGCUCCAGAAGCCACUAACAAUUUACGACCUCCAUCAGCUUCAAGCAAGGAAUCAGCAAAAAAAAGCAGGAAAGGCUCCAAAUCUCCAAGAGAAUCUCGAAAACGGUCUGACACCUCGAAGGACAAGAAGGACAAGAAACCAGAGACACCUAAAGGAAAAGACUCUCGAAAAUCUGGUUCACCACGUGGAAGGUCUCCUGGAAAGAAGGCUAAGUCUGUACCUGCCAGCCCUGAACCAGUCGCUGUCACUCCUGUUGGACCACCACCCAUCCAGCCUGGAUCCCCUGAAUGGGUGUACGUAAAUGAGCCACUUCCGAAAGAAAUCCCAGCAUUCCUUGUACCAUAUUGGAAGACUAUAGAAAAUGUCUAUGGAAUGACCAUCAAAACUGUGCUGAGGAAUCUGAGGCAGGAACGACUAACUGUGAUUCACUAUUUAUAUGAUAUCAGGGUUCAUUUGAAGGAUUACUUGAAGCGGCCGGAUCACAAGCAGGAAUUCGUGUCUCAGUGGCAGUCGGACUUUAAUUCUACCGCAGACGACUUGUGGGAGGACGAGGAAACAAAAGCAGAGCUUCAUCAAAGAGCUGAUGAUCUCCGGGACCGUCUGUGGGACAUAUGUGACAACAGGAAGGAGGAGGCAGAACAAGAGCGCACAGACAUUAUGAAUGAUGGGUGGCUACAGGAUCACACCGGGAUACUUAUUAACCACUUUUUCUCACUGAUGCAGGCGGAAGUUGAUCGCUUCCAAGACACCACAAGACUUCUCAGUGAUUACUACCAAGGAAUGGAGGGACAAGCCCCAUCUGAGGCCAGCCAUACCUUUUCCCGUAUCCCACUGCUGGACAUUGCUAACUCAAGCACGCAGGGGGAUUCUGAGAACCCUAAAAGAAUUCCUCUUAUACCCCGAAGAGCCCAGUCACCUGAACAGAACACAGGCAAACAGAAAGCCAAAAGUCAAGCCAAGGCAAAGGAGGAGCCCCCCACAGACCACCUUGGGCAGAUCUCCGAGGCUGAUGAAAAACUUAUCACUGACACCUGGCAAACUGCUGUUUCAGCCAUUGCAAACAUGGUGUCGAAUGAAAAACAGUCCAAAGAAGCAGAAGAGGAAAAAGAAAGGCAACUGAUGGAAAUGAAGGAAAAAGAGAGAGCGAAAGCUUCACAAGCUGCAUCUCGGGCUAGUGGCAAAGGAGGGAAAAAGAAAGCGCCGCCAAAGUCGCCAAACAGGAAAAAAGAAGCAAAGUCCCCAGGCCCUGCAGACCCCACACCUUCUCUUCAGACCCUAGAAGACAGUACUGAGUUGCAAAAGAAGCAGGAGCUAAAGAUGAAGUUGAAGCAGGAGCAUAUUGCUGCUUUAGAGUAUGAAGAGAUGGCUGCUAACUUACGGCUGGAAGUUAUUAAAACAAAAGCCUUAGAAGUGUGCCAGGAUAUUGCAUCGAGAGCUGAGAGUGCCUACAAAGAUAUGGAAAUGUGGAUGGGAGCAAGAUUCCUGGCAGAAAUGGCAAGCGUGGAGCAACUCAUCCAUAUUGCUCGUCACCAUAUUGAAACGGGCACCAAAAUAAAGUAUCAGCUUGUCCUGGAGAAUACAGAUUUCUACAUUAAUUCAGAUGUACAAGUGGUGCCCGAUCCUCCGCCACCUUCUCGCCCUCCUGCAGUAGAGAUAUCAGCCAAUGCGACACUGACUGUCGCUCAGCUCCACAGAUUAUACCAGCAGUUUGCUCAGAUCGCUCCUGAAGGACUAAUAUCCAAUAAAACGUUUAUCGAUAUUCUCCUGGAUAUUACAUCAGCGAGACUUGGAAACGAUGCCCUCCCUGAUUCGUGGAUGCAGCUUACACUUCCAGAGAUAAAAGAAAUGACAUCUGAAUUAUCUCAGAACUCUGAUGUGGUAAACUGGCGCCUAUUCCUGCUGUCAGCAUCUCUGCCAUGGCCGUACCCCUCCGUAACGCAGCUUCUCAGCACUCUGCAGAGCUUCAAGGCUGUGGAUCAUAAUGGCUGCGGCACACUAACCCACGAAGGUUUCAGUCAGGCUGAGCUGUGGUUUCAUGGAAAUGCAGAGGAACCUGUCCCUGAAAAUCCCACAGAGCCUUUGCCAUUUAACAGACCGGCCCAUCUAAUAAAGUAUUUCUUUGACUUGUUUGCUGACCCCCGGGGAAUCCCCCCCCAGCUGAAUUACACAGAGAUGCUGCUGUAUUUUGCCUCACACCCCGACCCUAUGGAAGGCUUCUAUCGGGCGCUGAGUGUUACGGCGGGGAAGCCUAUUCUGAAGGCACCAGGAAAUAAUGUUUUGCUUGAGUCUCUCCCAGCAAUGGAGGCCAUUCAGCAGAUGAAAGAACCAAUCAGCAGCAAUGACACAGUGGGGACACGAGGCUUGGGAAAGGCAGCGGUCACAUUACAUGAAGUGGUGAGAGUGCUGCAGCACGCUGCUGGGACGGGUGAAGAUAACCAUAGGUUUUGCCUGGAAGAAAAUGGCAGGAACAAUAUUUAUAAGAGCCUCGGGCAGAUAUUUGCGGAGCUGGGCACCGAGCAGCAGGAAUGUGUAGCUGUCGCAGCUCUUAUGAGCCACCCUGCAUUCCAAGACCUUCUCAGCAACUGUCACAUCUACAAAUUCCCAGAUAUUCAUAGAAUUCUAAACAAGCUGAAAGCCCCCCAGGCGAGUGAUGGAGAGACUUUGCUGCCUGUGAGUUCAAGAUGAGAAUAUCUGACUGCAAAACUAGACCCUUCUGUACAUUCUCAUCUGUCACACUAUGAACUGUUACGUCUUAUGCACAAAACACGAAAUCUGGAACAAAUUUGCUUAUUUUAGAGUCAUUUUGUAAAAGUGAAACAAAACUUAUUAAUAAUUAUUUAUCCUUGCACUUUU